AUGCGGUGGUCAAUAGUUUUACCCUACCUCUGUGCCCUCGUCUCUUUCUCGCCGCUGGCCUCGGCCAUCCGGCUCCUUCAAUCCUCCUCGCUCAAUCAAUGCAUGGAAAAUUCUAAUUUCACCGCCUCACUUUUCAACGUCGUCUUUACCCCCGACAACAGAACCGUACAGCUUGAUAUCGAUGGAUUUUCGUCCAUCUCCGGAAAUGUCACUGCCGAAUUAAUAGUCACCGCCUACGGUUUCACGGCCGUGACGCUAGAAAUGAAUCCCUGCAAAAUGAAUAUAGCCGGUCUGUGUCCUAUGCAGACUGGCCAGAUAAAAGUGAACCCGCCACUCACCGUGGCCCAGGACGUCGUGGAUCGGAUCCCUGGAAUUGCCUAUUCCGUUCCCGAUUUAGAUGGCAAAGUGCGAAUCUACAUCAACUCGACAGAUACUGGAGCCACUAUUGCUUGUCUCGAAGCAAAUAUGUCCAACGCUCAGACCGUCUACCAGAAAGGUGUUGAAUGGACAGUGGCCAUCAUUGCAGGUCUCGGUCUCGUCGCCUCUGCCAUUACCUCCGGUCUCGGUCACUCCAACACAGCCGCUCAUGUGGCCGCCAACGCCUUGUCACUCUUUGGGUUUUUCCAAGCCCAAGCCAUGAUUGGCGCGACCUCCGUCCAAAUGCCCCCCAUCGUCCAAGCCUGGACUCAGAAUUUCCAGUGGAGUAUUGGAAUCAUUCACGUCAGUUUUAUUCAAACCAUUGCCACUUGGUACCAGCGCGCCACCGGCGGAACUGCCUCUAGUCUUCUCUCUUCUCUCAGUACCACCUCGGUGGAAGUUCAGAAGCGUUGGUUUGAGGACCCUAUAGGUCUUACCCGCCGAGGUUUAGACUGGCUUUCGAAAAGAGACGACAGCACCAACGUUGCCAAGAGCGACACAAUAGUAAUUAAUGGAUUAACUCGUGUCGGGUUCAAAGCUAACAUUGAGGUCACCAAUAUCUUCUUGACUGGUCUGAUUUGGUUCUCCGUGUUUGUUUGCCUGGUGAUGAUUGGCGUUAGCGCUUUCAAAGGUAUUUGCGAACUCUUGGUAAAAAAUGGCAAGAUGUCCAGCGACAAAUUCCAAGACUUCCGUAAUGGCUGGAAAGUGGUUCUGCGAGGCAUUCUCUUUCGCUUGAUUUUGAUUGGAUGGGCUCAGAUGUGUGUGCUCUGCCUGUGGGAGCUUACAACUCGUGAUUCGGCAGCGGAAGUUGUCCUCGCUGUCGUCAUGUUCUUCUCGAUGUUAGGAGUUCUCGGAUGGGCAUCCUUCAAAGUGAUUUCGCUCGCAAGACGGUCAGUCACUAUGCAUAAGAACCCUGCCUAUAUCCUCUACUCGGAUCCAUCAUGUUUGAACAAGUGGGGCUUCCUCUACGUCCAAUAUAGAGCCACUGCAUACUAUUUCGUUAUUCCCGUGCUUCUCUAUCUGCUCAUCAAGGGCAUGUUCAUUGGAUUUGGCCAAGGAAAGCCUGUUCUCCAGGCUGUUGCCUUGCUGAUCGUCGAAGCUGCUUUCUUGGUAGGAGUUAUGGUGCUCCGCCCAUGGAUGGAUAAGAAGACCAAUAUUUUCAACAUUUCCAUUGCCGCUGUGAACUUUUUGAAUGCUAUUUUCCUCCUUGUCUUUAGCAAUGUCUUCAACCAACCAGGCAUGGUUACGGGUGUUAUGGGUGUUAUCUUCUUUGUAAUCAAUGUAGUUUUUGCUCUGGUUCUUUUGAUUUUGGUCCUGAUCGCUUCGAUUUAUGCCAUUGUCUCCAAGAAUCCGGAUAUGCGCUAUCAACCCAUGAGAGAUGAUCGGAACUCGUUUAUCAAGUCUAGCACUGCGCUCAACACUGAGCUCGACGCUCUUGGCAACACAGCUCGGGGUGGUGAAAUGGAACUGAAGUCCACGGCGUAUCACCCAACAUACGAAGAUGAGCCGAAUUCGUUCUCGGGUGGUAACGGUGCGAGCAUAAACACCCGACCACAGUAUGAUGGACAUAGAGCGCCACCGUCCCCCGUGGACCCAUCGGUGCCAUUGUUCCCGAGCCAUGGACCGCCUCCGUCCUACGAACCCUAUAGCCACGACCUUGGGCGAACAGCGUCCCCUGCUCGUGUGGGUGACUUUGACCCUGCAUCGGCGCUAGCUGCGCACAAUUUCAGACAGCAAAACAAUUCAAGUCCCUGGCAACGAGGGGCUGGAUAUGACCACUAG
This is a messenger RNA of Talaromyces proteolyticus, 2199 nucleotides long. RefSeq names its product DUF907 domain protein. The transcript has 2 exons. Gene Ontology annotation, biological process: fungal-type cell wall biogenesis; transmembrane transport. The coding region runs from base 1 to 2199 and encodes 732 amino acids. The record is from RefSeq and is a predicted model, not a curated record. NCBI's taxonomy places the organism in Eukaryota, Fungi, Ascomycota, Eurotiomycetes, Eurotiales, Trichocomaceae.